Macrosiphum euphorbiae (potato aphid) is the source of this 1629-nucleotide messenger RNA. The record is from the annotation of a GenBank genome assembly. NCBI's taxonomy places the organism in Eukaryota, Metazoa, Arthropoda, Insecta, Hemiptera, Aphididae.
AUGUUACCCGCAGAAGAGAUUACCUCAUCGAUAAACGGCAAUGACGUUUUAAAAUUAAUGGCUUCUACCGAUCUGAAAGCAGCUGAACUCUCCGAGGCUGCAAGUGAAAUAUUAUCCGAACAAUCGAGAUCACCUAAGUCCGCCGUCGACGAGACUUCGUCGCUUUUAAUGAUCGAGAACGGUAACAUGGCCAAAGAGAAAUGGAAAUCAGACUGUGUAAAUAUUCGGUCAAAUGGCAGAACCGAACAAAUAAAAAGAGAACAUGCCGAGCACAGACUUAGCAUAUUGUCUAUAGUCUAUAAUCCAACUGCCCAUCCGACUUCUUAUUUAGAUACUCUGGUGAACAUGUUGAAAGGAAACGUUGGAUGCGGAAUUUUAGCUAUGGGAGACGCAUUUAAAAACGGAGGAUUAUUUUUGUCACCAGUGUUGACAUUUAUCAUUGGAAUCAUUUGUGUUUACAAUCAACACGUAUUAGUGCAGUGUUCAAAAAGUGUCAAACAAAAACUUAAAUUACAACACAAUCCACAAUUUGCCGAGACAGUAGAAUUAUCUUUUCAAACUGGACCACAGCGAUUUCAAAGUUACUCAGUUUUUUUUCGGAAUAGUGUGAAUAGUUUUAUAGUCAUCACUCAGUUGGGAUUUUGUUGUGUUUAUAUUCUUUUUGUAUCAAAAUCUAUUCAGCAGAUGUUGAGCUGGUAUAACAUAGAAUUAGACGUGCACGUCAGUAUAUUGAUAUCGAUGGUGCCAAUAAUGAUUUCAUCGCUCAUCAGAAGUUUAAAAUUCAUCGCCCGGCUGUCUGCAAUAGCAAAUGUGUGUAUGCUCGUGGGCCUGGUCGUAAUUCUGUACUAUUGUACCAUUGAUUUACCGCCACUGUCUUCAAGAUCCGCCAUUGCUCAUUGGACGACAAUACCUCUAUACUUCGGCACCAGUAUCUUUUCAUUCGAAGGAAUUAGUUUGGUCUUACCAUUAGAGCAAGAAAUGAAGAAGCCAAAACAGUUCUCUACUGCGUUCGGAGUGCUAAACGUGGGCAUGGUUAUCGUUACGAGUCUCAUAGUGCUUACCGGUUUUAUGGGGUAUUGGAGAUUCGGAGACUCGGUGCGAGGCAGCCUCACUUUAAACUUACCAGAAGAAUUUUUGUUGUCCAAAGUCGUCAUUUCGAGUAUGAUGUUCGGUAUCAUAUGCACUUAUACAUUGCAGUUCUACGUACCAGUGGAAAUCUUAUGGCCAAAAGUCGAGCAAAGAUUCGGACCUUUCAGAUCACCUUUACUGUGGGAUACGGGUUUACGUGUAGUACUGGUGCUCAUUACAUUCAUCGCUGCUGACGUGAUACCACACCUGAGCUUGUUCAUAUCGAUGAUGGGUGCCGUGGCCAGCACGUUUUUGGCGCUGAUAUUCCCGCCACUGUGCCACAUGGCCGUCACCAGUGCCGACGACGGCGGCAACGGCUACGGCUCGUUCAACUGGCGGUUGGCGAUGAACUGCGUCACGCUGGUGUUGGGCGCUCUCGGGUUCGUUACCGGUACGUACGCGAGCGUCUACGAGAUAUUUGGUGCGUUCCAGAAAGUGGCGGUCACCGGCGCCGUCACCAACACCACCGGCAACAACUACACCGCACCAGGAGUGCACUGA